Molecule: messenger RNA, 1266 nt
Organism: Fulmarus glacialis (Northern fulmar)
Lineage: Eukaryota; Metazoa; Chordata; Aves; Procellariiformes; Procellariidae
Gene: BMP6
Product: bone morphogenetic protein 6
Exons: 10
Coding region: 1-1266 (421 amino acids)
Biological process (GO): SMAD protein signal transduction
Cellular component (GO): extracellular region
Molecular function (GO): growth factor activity; cytokine activity
Source: RefSeq, a predicted model, not a curated record
AUGGUGGUGUCCCACCCCAGCGGUGGUUGGGAGCCUCCCGUCCUGGUGACGCGUUGGAGCUGCUUCUUCCAGAUCGGUGUGCCGAGCCGGCACACCAAGGGGGCAAGGAGGGAGCGAGGGACCUGGGGAGACCUGCCACGUAGGAGAGUGGCAGCAGGGGCAGUACGGAACGCGCUCAAUUGUGAGAACCAGACAGCAGCGAUCCUUUCCCUGGUGCAUCCUCACUACUUCCAGGAGACGACUGUGUUUGCUGCUGGCCUGCUCUUGCGCCUGCGGGUCCACUCGGUACAACUUAACUUCCGUUUCCUUGUUAACCAGCAGAAGAUUGACCUGAUAGAUUUGGAAAAUUCAGACAAGACUUCAGGCGUAUCCUGGGCAUCUUUUCAGAUUGAGUAUGACAAGGAGUUCACGCCUCACCAGCGGCACCACAAGGAGUUCAAGUUUAAUUUGUCUCAGAUUCCUGAGGGCGAGGCCGUCACAGCCGCUGAGUUUCGGAUCUACAAGGACUGCGUUGUGGGGAGCUUUAAAAACCAAACUUUCCUUAUCAGCAUCUACCAAGUGCUGCAGGAACAUCAGAACAGGGCCUCUGACCUGUUUCUGCUGGACACACAGGCGGUGUGGGCCUCGGAGGAGGGCUGGCUGGAGUUUGACGUCACUGCCACCAGUAACAUGUGGGUGAUGAACCCUCAACACAACAUGGGACUGCAGCUGAGUGUGGUGACCCGGGAUGGUUUCAGCGUAAACCCUAGAGAAGCAGGCCUUAUAGGCCGAGAUGGCCCUUACGACAAACAGCCUUUCAUGGUGGCCUUCUUCAAAGUGAGCGAAGUUCAUGUGCGGACCACUAGGUCAGCGACAAGCAGACGCAGGCAACAGAGUCGCAACCGCUCCACCCAGGCUCAGGAUGUUUCCAGGGUGUCUAGUGUCACAGAUUACAACAGCAGUGACUUAAAAACAGCGUGCAGAAAGCAUGAGCUUUACGUUAGCUUCCAAGACUUGGGAUGGCAGGACUGGAUAAUCGCUCCAAAAGGCUACGCAGCCAACUACUGUGAUGGGGAGUGCUCUUUCCCACUCAACGCCCAUAUGAACGCAACCAAUCAUGCCAUUGUACAAACUCUGGUUCAUCUUAUGAAUCCUGAUUAUGUUCCCAAACCAUGCUGUGCUCCUACCAAACUAAAUGCCAUAUCUGUUCUUUAUUUCGAUGAUAAUUCUAACGUAAUCUUGAAGAAAUACAGGAAUAUGGUAGUAAGAGCUUGUGGAUGUCACUGA